Rhodamnia argentea is the source of this 1644-nucleotide messenger RNA. RefSeq names its product histone acetyltransferase of the MYST family 1-like. Gene Ontology annotation, molecular function: histone acetyltransferase activity. The coding region runs from base 49 to 1392 and encodes 447 amino acids. Lineage: Eukaryota; Viridiplantae; Streptophyta; Magnoliopsida; Myrtales; Myrtaceae. Gene Ontology annotation, biological process: regulation of DNA-templated transcription. The record is from RefSeq and is a predicted model, not a curated record. The transcript has 9 exons.
CCUCGUCAAGACCCGACCGUGUCGGAGCUCUCUCUCUCAGCCAAACCCAUGGGUUCGAUUGACCCGCCAAGAGCCGAACAGAACGGCACUGCGUCCGCCGUCGUCGCCGACCCCGACCAGAAGCCCGCCGCAGGAGGCGCCAUGCCACCGCCGGCGGCGGUUAAACACUCCAAUGGAACCGCGGCGGAGCCCGACGCCCCGACGAAGAGGAGGAGGAUGAGCGUGCUUCCUCUCGAGGUGGGCACGCGCGUGAUGUGUCGUUGGCGAGACGGGAAGUAUCACCCCGUGAAGGUCAUCGAGCGACGGAAGUUGAAUCCCGGAGAUCCUAACGACUACGAGUACUAUGUUCAUUACACCGAAUUCAACAGGAGGCUCGAUGAAUGGGUGAAACUUGAACAGCUUGAUCUUGAUUCUGUAGAGACUGUUGUAGAUGAGAAAGUGGAGGACAAGGUGACGGGAUUAAAAAUGACACGUCACCAAAAGCGGAAGAUUGAUGAGACGCAUGUAGAGGGGCAUGAGGAGCUUGAUGCUGCCAGUUUGCGUGAACAUGAAGAAUUCACCAAAGUGAAGAAUAUCGCAACCAUUGAGCUUGGAAGAUACGAGAUCGAGACAUGGUACUUCUCUCCAUUUCCACCAGAAUACAAUGAUUGUUCGAAGCUCUACUUUUGUGAGUUUUGCCUCAAUUUCAUGAAGCGCAAGGAACAGCUUCAAAGGCACAUGAAGAAGUGUGAUCUAAAACAUCCUCCUGGAGAUGAGAUAUACAGGAGCGGUACAUUAUCGAUGUUUGAGGUUGAUGGCAAGAAGAAUAAGGUUUACGGGCAGAAUCUUUGCUAUUUGGCAAAGCUCUUUCUAGAUCACAAGACUCUCUAUUAUGAUGUGGAUCUUUUUCUAUUUUAUGUCUUGUGUGAAUGUGAUGAUCGAGGUUGCCACAUGGUUGGAUAUUUCUCCAAGGAGAAGCAUUCUGAGGAAUCCUACAAUUUGGCAUGCAUCCUCACACUCCCACCAUAUCAGAGGAAAGGCUAUGGAAAGUUCUUAAUAGCUUUUUCAUAUGAACUUUCCAAAAAAGAAGGUAAAGUCGGCACGCCAGAGAGGCCUCUCUCUGAUCUUGGGCUGUUGAGCUACAAAGGAUACUGGACAAGGGUUCUCUUGGACAUUUUAAAAAAGCAUAAAGGAAAUAUUUCUAUCAAGGAGCUCAGUGACAUGACGGCGAUAAAGGCUGAUGAUAUUUUGAACACCCUUCAGAGCUUAGACUUAAUUCAGUAUAGAAAAGGGCAGCACGUCAUAUGUGCCGACCCGAAAGUCUUGGAUCGUCAUCUGAAAGCUGCUGGACGAGGUGGCCUUGAGGUUGAUGUCAGCAAACUGAUCUGGACUCCAUACAGAGAACAAGGUUGAUAAUAACUGGCGAGUUAGGAUAGGUAUUUCCUUUGGCUUGUAUCAUUACACAGUUUGUACAAAAUGCAGUUUUUAGUAUCUAAGUCAAAUAAGCCCAUGUUUCUGAAGUAGCUGACCUCACGGUCUAAUACCUCUGGCGUUUGAUUUAGUAGUUUUGUGGAAUAUCAUCGACUAGACCGAUGGUCGUACUCAUUUGUAUUCAGUGGGUUUGUCAGUGAUCGGCAGGAACCAUUGUUUCCUGUUGAAUUCCUA